Messenger RNA from Copidosoma floridanum, 1811 nucleotides. Its product is annotated as glutathione synthetase. Gene Ontology annotation, cellular component: cytosol. Gene Ontology annotation, biological process: glutathione biosynthetic process. The record is from RefSeq and is a predicted model, not a curated record. NCBI's taxonomy places the organism in Eukaryota, Metazoa, Arthropoda, Insecta, Hymenoptera, Encyrtidae. Gene Ontology annotation, molecular function: ATP binding; glutathione synthase activity; glutathione binding.
CAACUCAGGAGUGUCAAUAUCGCGAUUAACAAGAGUACUAGACAGUGCUGUCAUCAACGAGUGUUUUUUUCGAAGAGAAAACAUAAGCCUGUUUAUUGUUGGUUCUAAUUUGUUCAUCAUGCAGUCCUGUGUGACACAUUUAUCAGAGUUGGAAUUAAAUGACUUAAUUUUGAAGGCAAAAGAUUGGAACAUCAUUCAUGGAUGCAUAAUGAGACCAAGGGAGAAUUUCAGUUUGGAUCAAGCACAAAUAUGUCCAUUUUUACUCUUGCCCAGUUCAUAUCCAAAAGGAGAAUUUCAAAAAGCUAAAGAGCUUCAAUCAAUGCUGAAUGAAUUAAUGCACAAAGUAGCACAUGAUCAUGAAUUUCUGAGCAGUACUCUUAAAAAUACCAUUGAAGUGGAUGAUUUUACCAGAAAGCUCUUUGAAAUUUAUCAAACUGUUUAUUUGGAAGGUUUUGCUCAGACUCUAAGUCUUGGACUGAUAAGAUCGGAUUACAUGCUACAUGGCAGUGAAGGAGGUGAAAUUAAGCAGGUAGAAAUAAAUAUGAUUUCAACUAGUUUUGCUGGUUUAGCAGGGAUCAAUUCCAAUUAUCAAAAGUUCAUUUUAGAAGAAUUAGGGUUCAAAAAUAAACUGUCAAAUAUUCCGCAAAAUGACCCUGCAAAUGGAUUCGGUAAUGCUCUUGGACGAGCUUGGUCAACUUAUAAAGAAAAAUUUGCAGUAUCUACAGUUGUACACAAGAUUAUUAUAUUAUUUAUUGUUGAAGAUGUUGUUUACAAUUUAUUUGAUCAAAGGGCAAUAGAAUUUUCAAUAAACGAAAAAUCUCCAGAAAUAAAAGUUAUCAGAAGGACUUUAUCAGAGCUGGCUACUAAGGCUAGAUUAGGAUCAAAAAAAGAAUUACUCGUUGAAGAUUUUGAAGUUGCAGUAGCUUAUUAUCGUACUGGCUAUCAGCUAGAGGCUUAUCCUUCAGACAAAGAAUGGGAUGUGAGACUAUUGAUUGAGCGUUCUACAGCUAUCAAGUGCCCUUCAAUACAUUAUCAUUUAGCUGGAACAAAAAAAGUGCAACAGCAAUUAUCCGUACCUGGAGUCCUGGAAAGAUUCUUGAUAGAUCAAGCUGUGAUAAAUAAAAUUAAAGAAAUAUUCAUGGGUCUUUAUUCUUUAGACUUGGAUGAAGAUGGAGACAAAGCAGUUGCUGAGGCAAUAAGUAAUCCACAAAAAUACGUCUUGAAACCCCAACGCGAAGGUGGUGGCUACAAUAUUUAUGGAGAUGAAAUUAAAAGUCAUCUGGAAUCAAUGAAAGGGUCGAAAGAACGCACUGCCUUUAUACUUAUGGAAAGAAUUUACCCUCCGCUUCAGAAAAAUUACCUGAUUCGUGCUGGCAACACUGACGUAAGGUUGCAGGAUUUUGUUUCCGAACUUGGAAUCUAUGGAGUAUUGAUGGGGGAUGAAACAGCUGUUUAUUUAAAUGGCGAAGUUGGACACGUUUUGCGAACAAAGCCAUCCGCCUACAACGAAGGUGGUAUAGUCUUUGGUGCUGGCGCAAUCGACAAUCCCUACCUCGUCGAGUAAAGAUCACAAAUGUGAGGUAUAAAAAAUUUGUUUAAAUUUUCAUAUAUAAGUUUAUUUUAUUUAACUUGAUUUAUCAUCAGUGUUGAUUAACUACUAAAGCAAAAAAUGAAAUGGGUUGUAUAUUUUUAAGUGUUAAUAAAACAAGAGUUUUUUGAACUCAUGAUUAAACCGAGAAAAUCAACAUUCGAGAAUCUCAAGCUCGUUAUGCCACCCACGUUUCUACUUUGAAAUUUCGCGUUUUGCGAAG